AUGGCAGAAAAGGACCUCCAACAACCUAUGGCAACACAGCUCGUGGCGCCUAACGAGGAGGCGCGACAUGCUGCUGAUGAUGAGAAAUCCAUGACCCUCAUCCAAGCGAUCAAGCUUUAUCCAAAAGCGGUCGGCUGGUCAGUCGUCCUCUCGAGUGCUCUGAUCAUGGAAGGGUAUGAUCUUGCGUUGUUGGGAAGUUUGUACGGCAGUCCUCAGUUCAAUCGCAAGUACGGAGUGUUCAACGCUGCUACUGGCAAGUACAGUGUUCAGGCGAGUUGGCAGAGUGCUCUAUCGAACGGAGCACGAGCCGGUGAAGUGAUCGGCCUGUUCAUCAACGGGUUCGUCAGUGAGCGUUAUGGUUAUCGGAAGACCAUGAUUGGUGCUCUGAUGUCAAUGACUGCCUUCAUUUUCAUCCUUUUCUUUGCACCCAACGUUCAAACACUGGUCAUUGGCGAGGUUUUCUGCGGGAUACCCUGGGGCAUGUUCCAGACUCUCACAACGCAGUACGCAUCGGAAGUCGCGCCUGUACGCCUGAGGCCGAUCCUGACCACAUUCGUCAACAUGUGCUGGGUAAUGGGACAAUUCAUUGCUGCGGGUGUGAAUCGCGGCUGCGUUCAACGUCCGGAUCAAUGGGCUUAUCGUAUUCCCUUCGCUAUACAGUGGGUCUGGCCCAUACCAAUCAUGGUCGGUGUCUUCCUCGCACCUGAAAGUCCUUGGUGGCAUGUUCGAAAAGGAGACAAAGCAGGUGCUAAAGCUGCAUUGCUUCGUCUGACUUCGCCGGACAAGGACCCAAAUUUCAACGCCGAUGAGACAAUCGCCAUGAUUGAACAUACCAACGAAAUGGAAAAGAACAUGUCUGAAGGAACACGAUGGACGGACUUGUUCAAGGGGACAGAUCUCCGACGGACCGAAAUCGUAUGCUUUACCUGGAUCGCUCAAACGAUUUGCGGGACCAAUAUCAUGGGCUACUUCGCGUAUUUCAUGCAGAAAGCAGGUCUCCCAACGGUGCAAUCGUUCAACAUGUCAAUGAUCUCGCUAGCCCUUGGCCUAAUCGGUACCGCUGGCUCUUGGUGGUUGAUGCAGAAGUUUGGCCGGCGAACGAUCCAUUUCUCGGGUGGUUGCACACUGUUUGUCAUCCUUAUCAUCGUCGGAUCAUGCUCUUUCGCUGGCACGCAAGCGUCUAAUUGGGCCAUCGGAGCGGUUCUGAUUCUUUUCGUCUUCGUGUACGACUUCACGAUCGGUCCAGUAACCUACUCAAUUGUUUCGGAGAUGUCAUCCACGAGAUUGAAAGCGAAGACUAUCGUUCUCGCCCGCGCACUCUACAACAUCUCGAACAUUGUCGUCAACGUUUUGACGAAUUAUCAGCUCGGCGAUGCCAAUUGGGCUUGGGGUGCGAAAACGGCAUUCUUCUGGGCUGGUACCUGUGGUUGCGUUGUGGUAUGGGUGUAUUUUAGACUGCCAGAACCGAAAGGCCGGACGUACGGUGAGCUCGACAUGUUGUUUGAGCAGCGAGUCAGUGCCAGGAAGUUUGCUAGCACUCAAGUUGAUCCGUACGGGCAUGCACGCGUUGCUGAUGAGAAGGCGCGUAGACAAACGAACUUGAUGCAAAAUAUCCCUGUCAAAGCGCGAAAAGUCAUUCCGAAGGCUUGUGACGCGUGCCGCCGCCGCAAGACCAAAUGUAACGGCUCGCAACCUUGCGCAGGAUGUCUAUCAGCAAACCUAGCAUGUACAUUCGAUGCACCACGAGGCCAAGGAGGCAACAGGGGUCCAAGAGCUACCGUACUCAAUGAGUUGAGGUCAAUCUCGCAGAACAACUUCGAAGAUCCGCAGGAUGCUUCAUCGUCGUCGGCUAUAACGGCCACAGCAACGCCUGUAGAAUUUACGCAAAGCGUUUUCGGAGAGUUCAUCGGCGUCUACGAGAACCGUAUAUAUCGACUGGUAUCUCUUCUACCUGUCGAUGUAUUGCGAGAUGAAGCUACAAGAAUGCAAGUUUCGCCAAUAUCUUGUCAGCUCAUCUUUGCCUUCUGUGCAUAUAUCGCGAAUUUUGGCGAUACGGACGAUGCCAGCUGGGGGCCUACUCAGUCUUCACUGGUGAACUCGAAAACUUACUACUUAGAUCAUGCUUUGCUUUCUCUGGACCGAGCCAGGGUCACACAGCCUGACCCUCGAUCCGUUUACAUAUCCUUCUUCUUAUACGGAGCUUACGCUGGCCAAGGAAACUACCGUCAAGCAUGGUUCUAUCUGAGAGAAGCAACGACCCUAUUCAUGAUGUUGAAGGACGAGGAUCAAGACUGGUUCGACAAGAAGACACGGAAACGAUUGUUCUGGAUCUUAGUGGUCUCCGAGAGAGCACAUGGUGUCCGUAGAAAUCGGCCAAUCACUCUACCAGUCACGCCCUCCACCUACCCACUCGACGACCCACUCGACGCAUAUGAAGAGCUCGGAUUACGCUACCUCACAUCAGUCUUUCGGCCCCUUAGUGAUAUCUUCUUCGCAGUGUGGAAUGGAUCUACUGAAGAUUGUAGUAAAGAGUGGUUGCUGAAACUCGAACGUGAUGUUCGUACUGCGUUGCCUGUGGUACUCGAGAUCUCGAACGAAGAGACCGCGAAUAUCCGUAUAUCGCAAUUCUGGUUACAGAUCAAGUUGUGGGAACUUUUUCCUCGCUUUGGUUAUCUCUCUACAGAUUCUGUCCAUGACUGUCUGACGUUUAGGUACCCUAUCCUGGUGGCCAGGGACUUGACCAUCCUUUCAAUGAAGCUGCCUAUCCAGAGUCUACAGAUUCACGGGGUCGGCAUGACUGAGAAAAUAUUCGACAUCGCCUGCGCCCUAGCGGAUGUCCUACCUUUUGUGUCCUUUCCAGCGUCGCAAGUGGAACUUAGUCCCCCUGAUUACUUGACACAGUUGAUGCUGCUCUUGGCAAAGCUGCCAGGUGGCUCCUCGAAGUUUAUACCUCUGCUACUGGCCAAGGUCAACGAAUUACUUCCUGACUUGAUGAGACAUAUGUGUGAAGCGAUUCAAAUGCCCAUCCAUAUGAUCAACGACCCUAUGAGCCCAGACACGCGAUUCGUUUAUGAAGAGGAGGUUGGUAGAGGUCUUCACGCAGAUUUGAGGAGAAUGGCAUAG
Molecule: messenger RNA, 3123 nt
Organism: Alternaria alternata
Lineage: Eukaryota; Fungi; Ascomycota; Dothideomycetes; Pleosporales; Pleosporaceae
Exons: 7
Coding region: 1-3123 (1040 amino acids)
Biological process (GO): regulation of DNA-templated transcription; carbohydrate transport; transmembrane transport
Cellular component (GO): membrane
Molecular function (GO): carbohydrate:proton symporter activity; DNA-binding transcription factor activity, RNA polymerase II-specific; zinc ion binding
Source: RefSeq, a predicted model, not a curated record